UGAGGGUAUUGUGAAAAGAAAGGUUUGCUUUCAUAAUAACGGAGACUGUUGUCAGUACAGUGUGGAUAUCUAUGUGCGCAACUGCUACAUGUUCUAUGUCUACAACCUGAAGAAGUUGGAUUCAUCUUGGAAGGCAAGAUACUGCAUUGAGGACUACAUCAAUGAAAAUCCCAGCAAAAUGUUUUAUUCGUCUGAACAGUCAAAGGCGGCUCUUAAACAUCACGUGUCUCAUCGACUGUAUCAAGUACCCAAUCAAUAUCAUUGUAUGACAUACUGUAACCUUGGUAGCGGGUGUAAGUCUUUCAACUACAAUCAAGCACUAAUGACAUGUGAACUGAACAAUGCAACAGGGAAUAUGUUUGCUCAUCAAUUUAAAGAACAUUAUCGACAUUACGUGUUGCUAACGUGAGAUCAGUAGGUCUCAAAAAAAUAUAAUAGUAACAAGAAAAGUUAUAAUGAUGACAAUACAUAAUCACUAGUUAUAAUUUCUUUGUGCUUAUCUUAUGACAAUAUUUUUUCUUGAGAUGGAUUCUCAUUCGAGAAUUUUGGUCUCUGUCCCCUACUCGUUUUGGCAUCUGCCAAUUGCAGUUUUCUUCGAUUUUAAAACCCUCUUUAUGAAUAAAGAUUUAA
Messenger RNA from Exaiptasia diaphana, 630 nucleotides. RefSeq lists its product as uncharacterized. The transcript is spliced from 2 exons. The record is from RefSeq and is a predicted model, not a curated record. NCBI's taxonomy places the organism in Eukaryota, Metazoa, Cnidaria, Anthozoa, Actiniaria, Aiptasiidae. The coding region runs from base 89 to 409 and encodes 106 amino acids.